AUGGCGGUGAUCGAGUACGUGGUGGCGGAGCUGAGGGACGAGGCGGCGGGGGCCGGGGCGCACGUGGCGGCGCUGGCGGCGCUCUGCGACGUGCUGGCGGUCGCCGCCGACCACCUCUUCGACGCCCUCCCCAUCGCCGAGUUCGUCGCCCGCCUCCCGCGCCUCCUCGCCUCCGGCGAGGGAGACGUGCCGCUCUUCGCCGCGCGUGCCAUCGCCGAGGUAUGCGAGGGCGUCCGGCCCUGGGCGACCAGCUUCGCCAGGUACGGCGCCAUCGAGGCGCUCCGUGACAAGCUCCUCGCCAUCGACUGCAUCGAGCUCGCCGAAGAGAUUAAAUUGAGUACAAUUGUAAGGGUAUAUCCUUCUCUUUUAUGGUUGGUUGGUGUGGAUGUGGUGCUAAAGGAGACGGUUGCUUCGUUUUGUGUGUUUAUACAGUGCCUUCGCGCUCUGGGCGUCAUAUCCAUGGAGUGCCCCAAGGAGUGCCUCAGCCACGGCGUGCCAGCCGCCGUGCUGCAGUUCUUCGACUUCUUCUCGAUGCACAAGCAGAAGCUGGUGCUCAAGAUCGUCGCCAACGUCUUGGGCGACUUCAGCGCGAAGGAUGCGGCCAAGGCCAUGGAGGCCGCGCCCGUUCUGUGCAACCUCCUGCAAUCCACUGACAAGACGAUACUCGACUCCGCCGUUUCUUGCUUGGUUUUGGUCUCUGAUGGUGCUUGCGACAGUGCCCAACACAUGGAAAAGCUUUACGAGCUUAAUGCAGUCCAAGCGACGAUGAGGUUGAUGGAGAACGACGGGUGGAAGAGCCUCAGCGAUGAGACUUUAUCUGGCAUCCUUGGUCUUCUCAAAGACCUAGCUUCUCUCUCAGCAAGGGCUGUAAAGUCUCUUUUUGAGUUAAACAUUUGUGAUUUGCUCAAGCAGAUGAUAACAUACUACACCUCGUCGCACAGUGAUCACAAUAAGGUGCAGACGCUUGUAGAGCUCAUUUAUUAUCUUAUGCCACCUCUUGAAAUGUGUGACCAUCGUACCGAACUAAUCAUUGCAAAGAAGAAUGUCAUCACAGAACAAAGUGGAUACAUCCAACAGCUUGCUAGCAUCCUUACUUUUAUAAUACAGGUUGCGAAAUCUGCUGCACUAUCAUCAAUUUGCUACAGUUGUGUUGUUGUCAUCAGAAACAUUGUUGAAUUAAGCACACCUUCUUCCUUGGUGGAGGUACAGAAGACAGUAAACCUGUCAAGCUUACUUGCUGGCUGGUUGGCCCGGAAGAACCGCCAUAUCAUAUUCCAAACGCUCAACGUUUCGAAGACCCUUCUGAGAAAAGACCAGAAAUUCUUCUUUGAGACCUUCAUCAGGGAGGGUCUAAAGCAUGCAAUUGAUGCAAUACUAACACAGGAAAAAGGAAAGAGCCGCUUGCCAGAAAGUUGCCUUUGUUUUGAUUUAGACUUGGAGACCUCGACAGAUGAUGCAUGCAGGAUUAAUAAUGGUGCUAUCCUGAAACUAGCGGAGGAGAUAAAGAAAAACUUCUUGGUAAAGGUUGCCAAGUCUCCUCACAAGUUUGGGUGUGCUUUUAAAAGCAUAAAGGAAUUUUUUUCUCGUUUGAAUUGUCAUGCCACGGCACCCCCAGCUAAAGAUCAGGAUCUCUGCAAGCAGUUGUCUGAUUUUUCAAGGCAAUUAUUAUCGGAUGAACUGCCAAGUACUUCUACUUUUGAGUUUGUGCAGAGUGGAUCUAUCAAACAUUUGGCAGGUUAUCUUUCCAAUGGGACAUACUUUAAUUCAAAUCUCAGGAAUUGCCAGGACUUGAUAGGGGAGCUUAAGGAGGUGAAAAUCCGGCUGCAGAAGUUCACGCACUUGGCUCUCAGCGUGGACAAUGAAAGCUCGGUGAAGCCACUUGAGAUUUUGGUGGAGAAACUGAUAGAUGCGUUGCAUGUGUGGUAUGACAGUUUCCCUGUAAUCCUGGCUGAUGAACAGUGCACACGUGAGAGCACCAUGAUUCCUCUGAGGGAUUCAGGAACUGAGGAACCAAUGUCACUAUAUAUAAAAUUUUCGAGAUCAGCCAGGGAGGAGGAGUUGGAGGAUUAUGGUGGAGUUCUCCCUGUUGAUCUUUCUUCGACACCUGAAUCCAUUGAAGAGGUCCUGUUGCCUGAGAUCUGUAAAAGAACUGGCAAUGAAACUUCAUACAAGGAAAACACUCAAGAAGCAAAUGGGAGCAGAAAAUCUGUUGGGCUCAGAAAUGGUGACGGGCACAAGUUCUCAAGAUUGAAAUUCUCUUACAAAGGAACACAACUCCAGUCAUCUACACCACUUUUUGAGUCAAUCCUCCGCUCAAUGCAUGAAGGAGAAACCGAUCUCCAGAUUGACCCAUCUUUUUGGGAUAAAGAACACAAGAUAGUAUACAGAAGAAGAAACAAAAGCAAGAAAAUAUCUUCCCAUAGUUCCUACAAUAUUCAGUUGUGCCGUGUGCAUGAAAAACUUGAAAUGUCAUUGCUUAAGGACCCCUUUUUCUCCACCAUACUCACUGGCAAGCUUCCUGGUGAUCUGGAUGAAUCUGAUCCAUCAUAUAACUUCCUGUUCAUGCUGAAAGUCCUCGAAGGGCUCAACCGUUUUUCAUAUCAUCUAUCAAUGGAUGAUAAGUUAUGCAAAUUUGCUGAAGGCUGCCUCCAAGAGUUUGAUGACCUUAAGGUGGCAAUUUGUCCAAUUCCACGGGAUCAGUUCGUGAGCAGUCUACUGACAAAUAAGUUAGAGCAGCAAAUGCAAGAUAGCUUGUUUGGGGAUGGCUUGAUACCCUCGUGGUGUAUCUAUUUGGUUGAAACUUGCCCGUUCUUGUUGUCAUUCGAAGCUCGAUGGAAGUAUUUCUGCCUGACGGCACAUCACUCAUUCAUGACAGAUGAGGCUAGCAGUUCAACAGAAACUAAGAAGUACAGCGUAACACGGAGCAAAAUCCUUGAAGAUGCUUCAUCGAUGUUGAACAAACAUGGAUCAGACACCAAAUUCAUUGAGGUGGAAUUUGAUGGAGAGGUUGGGACCGGUCGAGGCCCAACCUUCGAAUUCUAUACCACAGUUAGUCAUGAACUACAGAGAGUGGGUCUUGGAAUGUGGAGAGGAGACGACACCAGCCAAGAAUGCGAAGCUGGUUUUGUCCAUGCCCCUUUUGGUCUCUUUCCACAGCCAUGGUCCUCAGCAAACACUUCAUCUCAAGGGAUCAGUUUGUCCAAUGUGGUACAAAAAUUCAAGCUUCUUGGGCAUCUUGUAGCAAGAGCAGUUUUGGAUGGAAGGGUUCUGGAUAUUCCUCUCUCGAAAGCAUUUUACAAGAUCAUGCUUGAGCAGGACCUUGAUAUUUAUGACAUUCCAUCAUUUGAUCCCAAGUUGGGCAAGACUGUUAUGGAGUUUCAAGCACUUGUUAAAAGGAAGAAGUUCCUGGAGGAAAGGGCAUCCAAUCCAGCAGCUGAUUUGUCCUAUAAAAACGUGCGAUUGGAGGAUUUAUGUCUUGACUUUACCCUUCCUGGAAAUCCGGAAUAUGAACUUGUCCCUGGAGGUUCAGAGAAGAUGGUGACACUUGACAAUUUGGAGGAGUAUGUGUCUUCAAUUGUUGAUGCAACCUUGAAAAGUGGGAUAUCCAAUCAAAUAGAAGCUUUCAAGGCUGGAAUUAACAAGGUUUUUGCUCUUAAGACUCUUCGGUUGUUCAGUGAGGAUGAGAUGGAGCGUAUACUAUGUGGCGAACAAGAUUCUUGGGCUUCGAACAAACUUGAGGAUCACAUCAAUUUUGAUUAUGGAUAUGAUGCGAACAGUGCAUCAGUAAUUAGUUUCCUGGAGAUCUUGCGGGAGUUUGGAAGAGAGGACCAGCGGGCGUUCUUGCAUUUUACGACUGGAGCUCCUCAGCUCCCACUUGGUGGCCUAGCUUCGCUCGAUCCUAAGCUCACCGUAGUGCGAAAGCAAUGUGAUGGCAAAGUAGACAACGAAUUACCGAGUGUCAAUACUUGCCGGCAUUUCUUCAAGCUUCCACCGUACUCCUCUAAGGAGAUUAUGAGACAGAAGCUCAAAUAUGCUAUCAAGGAGGGUUUAGGCUCCUUCCAAUUAUCAUGAUAAAAGGCUGAAGGUACAACUUAUAGCAGAACGAUGUACAAUACUUCAGAUGAUAGAUGUUCAUUCACGGCUGAUGGCAAUGAUGGAAUUGCACUGACUCACUAAUUUGACUUAGAUUAUCUGAUCUGGCGAUGUUUUUACUUGGGGAAAUAGUUACUUGAGAUGUAACACCAAUUUUCUCCCCUCCUGCUAGAUUAUGUAUAUAGACUACUUCGAUUCUUUCAUUUUAUAUGUCUAUAUGAUAUGUAUUUACACCCCCAAUCUCUGGGGACUGUAUUGCUGCUCUUUGAUAAUGAAUAUCCACCAUUUUUUUAACUCUGAAACUGAUAGUGAUUGACUGUGUUGAUGUAAUUUACGAUGGAUUGAAAUAUGAAUUUCUUGACAAAUCGCCAGUCUGUCGUGUAGGUUGGGAACUCAUUUCUAUGAACACAUGAAGAACUAUUAUGUCUGUACUUGUAACAUUGACAGAAACAUGCACGAGCACUAUGCUAUAUUAAUUUCAGAUACCAAAUUGAAUAUAUAUGAUCCGACUGUCAUAGCCAAACACAAGACCCAGGAGCAUUAGUCACUGAAAAACUUGCGUUACAAAUCCAGAUAUAAUCCAGUGAUCUUGCAUAUAAUCAAAAUCCCCAUCCCAUUUUUCAAGCAGAAAAUAGAACAAA
Molecule: messenger RNA, 4733 nt
Organism: Oryza sativa Japonica Group (Japanese rice)
Lineage: Eukaryota; Viridiplantae; Streptophyta; Magnoliopsida; Poales; Poaceae
Source: RefSeq, a predicted model, not a curated record